Molecule: messenger RNA, 1156 nt
Organism: Anopheles stephensi (Asian malaria mosquito)
Lineage: Eukaryota; Metazoa; Arthropoda; Insecta; Diptera; Culicidae
Gene: Tim23
Product: mitochondrial import inner membrane translocase subunit Tim23
Exons: 3
Coding region: 115-720 (201 amino acids)
Biological process (GO): protein import into mitochondrial matrix
Cellular component (GO): TIM23 mitochondrial import inner membrane translocase complex; mitochondrial inner membrane
Molecular function (GO): transmembrane protein transporter activity
Source: RefSeq, a predicted model, not a curated record
UAGCGUCAAACCAAGGGUUUAUCAUAACAAUAUUUUCUUUCGGCGUUUCGCACGCUUCCGAAACUACUUUUCACAUUUUCACAUUUUCCAAUCAAAUCUACAACACACAGCGAAAUGAGCGACGAUUACUUAAGUAAACCGCUAUCCUUUGGAUCAGGACAGUCAUCAUCAGCAGGCAUCGUAUCAAGUCCACAGCUGCAGCCUUUGUCGCCGUACCUAAACUAUGAUUCCCGAUACCUGCAAGCCCAACCAGAAUUCAUUUUCCCCGAAGGUGCUUCCAAGCAGCGGGGCAGAUUCGAACUCGCUUUCUCACAGAUCGGUUCCUCAGCGAUGAUCGGCGCCUGCAUUGGCGGGGCCGGUGGUUUGUACAAUGGUAUCAAUGCAACACGAUUGGCUAACCAAAGUGGAAAAUUACGUCGAACACAACUGUUGAAUCACGUCAUGAAGCAAGGAGCAGCGACGGCCAACACGUUUGGUACGAUAGCGGUAAUGUAUUCCGCCUUUGGUGUGCUGCUGCAAUACGCGCGCGGUGAAGACGACGAAAUCAAUACUAUCGCGGCUGGUGGUGCCACUGGGUUGCUGUACAAAUCCACAGCUGGACUACGGAAAUGUGCAAUCGGUGGCGGAAUCGGGUUGGCGCUAACGUCCUUGUACGUGCUCUGGAGUGUGGCUGGUGGUGGAUCGAAAAAAUUAAGCGAUCUUAAAUCACAGUACUUGUAAUUUCCCUUGUCAGCUAUAGAAUCUACUCUUAACUUAAAGUAAACAUCCUAGCUGUACCGACAGUACCGUGAAUCGCACAGAACCUUAUGCGCGGACAAAUGUAGAAAACAUUCGUGAGAAAGCUUAGUCCAGCUACGAGAAUUCAACUAAGUGUGUACUAAUAUAGGCUCAAACUGGUAGUGGACCGGUCUCUGAAUGUUGGAACAUCGUGCUACUACAUAACUCCAGUGUCAUUGUGCAAAGAGCAACCGUAAUCAGUUAAUAAACUUUUAAAUGGCUCCUGGGUCAAACAGACAACUGUAGUGACAAAAACUUGUAAUUGGCACAUUCUAUUGCUUAUGAUAUGCUAUCAUUUACAAUUAAUUUUAAUAUUAGUGGCCUUUGUUUCAUCUUGCUAGAAUAUACCUGCCAUUACAACUGAUGUUUAAAAAUUGAA